UCUUACCUUGUGUGGAGGAUCAAACAUGUAAAUACUUCCUGUAAGUAAAUAGUUCUGGUUAAAAAAAACUAUGGACUCAAGCAGCAUACUUUUGGGAGGCUAGACAAUCCCCGAACCCCAUCAAAUCCCUAACACGUAACAAAAACUUGGUGGCAGCAAGUAAAAGCCUCAACAAAGACUGAAAGGAGCUAUAGGGCUGGCAAGAGAAAAGAGCCUUGAAGGAAGGACAAAAAAAAAAUUCCAUGACUCACUAAGAUGCCGGAACAUUGCAGGAGGAGCAGAGGCAAGCUGUGACACAGUCUCAGAGACCAAACUGCAGAGAGCACGGGUCCAAAACAGCAAGCAGCAGUGGAGAAUCAGGAUCAAACACAGGAACAUUUCCAGGGCUCAGCAGAAACAUGGAAUCCACCCUACCACUUCCAAAAUCAUUUCAGAGUGCAGAAGGCCAACAGCAGACCCAGAAGUAGGACAGCUGGAGAAAACAGAUGCACAGGACUGCUUUAGGAUGACAUGAAAUAAAACAAAGGCCAGGCUUUCAUCCAUUAGAAGCUCCAUAUCAAGUGGCCAGGCCCUAUCCAUUUAGGACUCUUUACAGCUGCUGGAGAUCGACCUUCAUCGUUCCGUCUGGGUUCUCAGAAUGAAUGGGCCAGGCCAGCUGAGUCAUUUCGUAUGUAUGUCCCAGAGAAUGCAAGAUGUGACCGGUGAUGGUGGUGUAUUAAAAGAAGUUCUUAGGCCUGGAUCAGGCAGUGUUAUCCCAUCUACUGCUUCAGUUUCUGUUCAUUACAGUGCCUACAGUGAAUAUACAGACAAACCCUUUGACUCCAACGUGCAGAGGGACGUGCCAAGGUUCAUGAAACUCGGUCGAGAUAUCACACUGCCCGGUAUGGAACUGGCAAUACUGACAAUGAGGAAGGGUGAAUUCUCCCGAUUUCUUUUCAAGCCACAGUAUGCAUAUGGGCCAAUGGGCUGCCCCCCACGGAUCCCAGAAAAUGCCACCGUAAUGUUUGAAUUGGAGAUCCUGCAUUUUCUGGACACCUUGGAGUCUGAUGAAUACUUCAUACUAUCACAGAAGGAGCAGAUUAAUUAUCCAUUGGAGAAGCUACUGAAAGUAGCCAAUACGGAGCGGGAGUUUGGAAACUAUUUUUUCCAACAGCAACGGUACGAGGAUGCAAAGGACCAAUACAAGAAGGCUCUAUCAGUGUUUGCUUGUCGCCAUGAAGCUGAUGAGGAGCAGAAGCAGAAAAGUUACUCUUCCAAAUUGUUGCUGUACCUGAACCUGUCAUUAGUCAGUCUAAAGUUGAAUGCACCAAGCCGUGCUCUGGUUUAUGGGGAGAGAGCUCUACAGAUUGAAAGCAAGAACCCCAAAGCACUGUUCAGGUGUGGCCAGGCCUGCAUGCUGAUGCUGGAAUACGACAAAUCCAAGGAUUUUCUGCUGAGGGCACAGAAACUGGAGCCAUUCAACCCUGAUGUGAACAGUGCCCUGGUGAAGCUGGACAGCUGCUAUCGAGAGUGGAACCUGAAGGAGAAGGAGAUGUGUAGCAAGAUGUUUGCUGCCUGGGAACCUGCAGCAGUGAAAGACUAAGGACUCCAACCAAUCUGCUGGGUGAUCCAAUAAAGGAGUGGGACCCGAUUACAGUAAAAGUAAAUCCUACAAAUGUUUAAAGUAAAACACACAUUUCAAUAUGUUAAAAUAUUUCACAAAACUGAAGUUAAUUGUUUUCUACACGUCUCAUUUUGGGUAACACCUCUUUGUGUGACCAAUUCUGUUUGCUGAAAGCUGGCUGAAACCAUGUAUGAAAGUCGAUAAUGAACCGUGUAGCUGCUGACACCAGAUUCUUCACGUUCAUUCACUCCAUGUUUUCUUUCAGAAAUUGUUGAGAUUAGUGGUUCAUUACCAAAUAGUAAAAUUAGAGAUAAAAUUACUUGGUAACAUUUGUAGCAGUGAAUGGUAGUGAACAUUCCUAACUGGAAGCAUGACCACUUUAAUAUGAUUUGA
Carcharodon carcharias (great white shark) is the source of this 1996-nucleotide messenger RNA. RefSeq names its product FKBP prolyl isomerase 6 (gene fkbp6). Gene Ontology annotation, molecular function: protein binding; peptidyl-prolyl cis-trans isomerase activity. Lineage: Eukaryota; Metazoa; Chordata; Chondrichthyes; Lamniformes; Lamnidae. The transcript has 10 exons. The coding region runs from base 638 to 1582 and encodes 314 amino acids. The record is from RefSeq and is a predicted model, not a curated record.